CUCUUUGCCACUGCGACUCUCUCCGUACGCGCGCGGCGUCCUCUGGCAAUUUCCUGUCCCCAUCGGUUUCCCCCGCAACUCCCCACCGCCACGCAAUGCGCGUGCAAUUCGGGCGCGUGCAAUUCGGGGCAAUCCGGGGGCCAAUUCGAGUUCGAAAAAGUUUCGAGCCUCGGCGCGUCGUCGACGGCCACGCGAUGGCCUCGACGGCGACGUGCCCACGCCCACGGGCGCCUCGUGUACCGUUCCGACGGCGAGGGCCGGCAAGCCCUCCCUCUCCUCGCCCGCGCGCUCUGCGCGAUCGUCGAUCGCCCGAGAGUUCGAACCUCGAUCCGCCGGUUCGACCGUCGCUCCAUCUUAGGUCGCAACCAGCAACGCGAGACAUCUCGCGAACCCGCAAGCCGUCCGGCACUCCUUCUCGACCCUCUCGAAGCAAAGCCUCUCACACGAAGAUGGUCUCUCUCCACGCCGCUCUCGUCGCCCUCGCGCUGACCACGUCCGCCGACGCCGCGCGCAACCGCCGCCUCCAGGACAACCUGGACGUCCCGAAGCUCUACGAGGACGCCGAGGAGGGCAAGCUCUCGAGUCGCGUGCUCUUCAAGAUCGACGAGGCGCACCGCGGCGACGCGGCGGCCGUCGCCGACAAGGUCGCGUCCAUCCUCGAGUGCGACGCCGCCCCGGCGCGCGUCUUCCGCGAGGGCGGCAAGUUCGAGGCCGCGCACAAGGCCGCGGGCCUCGACCUGCACUACAAAGUCUCGUGCGGCAAGGACGCUGACCACACGGCCGCGUCCAAGGAGACCUUCGCGGCGCUCAUGAAGUUCCUCGACAGCGACGACCACGACGGCGUCGCGCUCGUGGAGGCCGAGUACGACGAGAGCCUCUCGUGGACGCCCGACGACCCCUCGCUCGGCACGCAGACGCACUACGACGCGAUCGGCAUGGCCGCGGCCUGGGACGUCACCAAGGGCUCGGCCGACGUCGUCGUCCAGGUCCUCGACACGGGCAUCGACAUGUCGCACCCGGACCUCCAGAUGAACAUCUGGCGCAACGAGGGCGAGAUCUGCGGCGACGGCGUCGACAACGACGGCAACGGCUACGUCGACGACUGCCACGGCUACAACCACGCCGACGACACGGGCACGGACCUGCUCGGCAACCACUGGCACGGCUCCCACUGCGGCGGCACCAUCGCCGCGGACAACAACAACGGCCUCGGCGUCGCCGGCGUCGCGGGCGGCGACGGCUCCGCCGACUCCGGCGCCAAGCUCAUGAUCUCGGUCGGCUUCGGCAAGACCGCCGUCGACGGCUUCGCCGAGGCGCUCGUCUACGGCGCGGACAUGGGCGCGCAGAUCUCCUCGAACUCCUGGGGCUACACGGGCCCGGGCUACAUCGCGCAGAACAUCAAGGACGCCAUCGACUACUACAACGCGAAGAGCGGCAUCGUCGUCUUCGCCGCGGGCAACAGCAACUCCGAAGCCGACUACUACCCGGCGUACUACGAUGGCACCGUCGCCGUCGCGGCGGUCCAAGACUCGGGGCUGCGCGCCUCCUUCUCCAACUACGGCGACUGGAUCGAGAUCUCCGCGCCCGGCGUGAGCGUCUACAGCACCAUGCUCGGCACGUCCUACGGCUACGCUUCCGGCACGUCCAUGGCCUGCCCCCACAUCGCGGGCGUCCUCGCGCUCGGCAAGGCCGUCGCUCCUUCCAUGCCCAACAGCGACCUGCUCGGCUGCAUGUACUCGUCCGCGGAGGACGUCGACGGCAGCAACGGCGCCUACGCGGGCAAGCUCGGCGCGGGCCUCGUCGACGCGCCGGCGUUCCUCGCGUGCGUCGGCGACUCGUCGGACCCCGUCACCACGACGACCAAGCCCCCGGUCGGCGACGUGGAGCCCGUCAAGGACCUCAAGGUCAAGAUGCACCGCAAGGUCGGCAGGUUCGGCGUCGCCGCGUGGCGCUACCUCACGCCCGAGGCCACGUUUGUCGUCGAGUUCCAGACCAACGUCGACGCGACGUGGGUCCGCGUCGACGAGAGCCGCUUGUACCACGACGAGACCGACGGCAUGUUCUACCAAACGCUCCAUCUCCCGGACUGCGGCAUCAAGGGCAUCGCCCGAGUCACGGCCGUCGUCGGCGGCGUCGCCAGCGAGCCCAUGUACUCGAACAUCUUCAAGAUGAAGCGCUCAACCAUGCGUACACUCCUCGUCGCGCUCGCCGCCGUCGCGUCGGCGCGGCUCAACGAGCCCUCCCGGCGCCUCACGGAUCCCGUCGCCUCGGCGCGUCGCCUGACGGACGAGCUCGACAUGGCAUACCUCUCCGAAGUCGCGGCCAACGGCCAACUCGGCGCGAAGGUCCUCUUCAAGCUCGACGCGAAGCACAAGCUCGUCGAGAAAAACAAAGCACACAAGAUCGCCGCGAACGUCGUCGACGCGCUCGUCUGCCCCGGCGCCGAGCCGGCCGAGCGCGUCUUCCGCGACGCGGGCAAGCACGAGGCGGAGCACGAGAAGUUCGGCCUCCAUCUCUGGUACUCGGUCGCGUGCGGCGCGGCCGACGACGACGGCCUCGACGCCGGGGCCUUCACCGAGGAGCUCACCGAGGAGCCGGCCACGUGCUCGUUUUUCGGCGACAAAAAGAAGUGCAAGAAGGGCGGCUGCGAGUGGAAGAAGGGCGCGUGCACGGCCAAGAAGGCCGAGAGCUGCAAGAACCACGACGACAAGAAACAGUGCAAAAAGGGCGGCUGCAAGUGGAAGAAGGACAAGUGCAAGGAGUCAAAGAAGAACAAGGAGUCCAAGAAGAACAAGGAGUCCAAGAAGGAGAAGAAGGAGGCCGAGACGCGCAAGUCCCGGCCCGCGGACCCCGAGGCCAAGGCCCUGGCGGACUCGCAGAGCGUCUACGACGCGCUCCGCCGCUUCCUCGACAGCGACGCGCACGACGGCGUCGUCGUCGUCGAGCCCGAGCUCGACUACGCGACGUCCUUCACGCCCGACGACCUGUCCGGCCCCCAGUCGCACUACGACGCCAUCAACCUCCGCGAAGCCUGGGACCUCACGACGGGCGACCCCAACGUCGUCGUCCAGGUCCUCGACACGGGCAUCGAGCUCGACCACCCGGACCUCCAGCUGAACAUCUGGACGAACCCGGGCGAGAUCUGCGGCAACGGCGUCGACGACGACUUCAACGGCUACGUCGACGACUGCCACGGCUACAACCACGCCGACGACACGGGCACGGACCUGAUCGGCGACCACUGGCACGGCACGCACUGCGGCGGCACCAUCGCCGCCGACAGCAACAACGGCGUCGGCGUCGCGGGCGUCGCCGGCGGCGACGGCUCCAAGGACUCGGGCGUCAAGCUCAUGGUCUCCGUCGGCUUCGGCAAGACGCGCAACGGCGGCUUCGCGGAGGCGCUCCUCUACGGCGCGGACAACGGCGCGCAGAUCUCGUCCAACUCCUGGGGCUACACGAGCGCGGGCGCCUACUCGCAGUCCGUGCUCGACGCCAUCGACUACUACAACGCGAAGAGCGGCAUCGUCGUCUUCGCCGCGGGCAACGAGAACUCGGAGAGCGCGUACUACCCGGGCUACUACGAGGGCGCCGUGGCCGUCGCGGCCGUCAAGAACUCGGGCGUCCGCGCGGACUUCUCCAACUACGGCGACUGGAUCGAGAUCGCCGCGCCGGGCGUCAGCGUCUACUCGACCCUGACGGGAUCGACCUACGGCUACGCGUCGGGCACGUCCAUGGCCGCGCCGCACGUCGCGGGCGUGCUCGCGCUCGGCAUGGCCGUCGACCCCUCCUUCUCCCGCGACGACUUGCUGUCCUGCGCCUACGACACGGCGUCGCCCGUUGACGAGCUCAACGGCGGCGACGCGGGCAAGCUCGGCGCGGGCAUGGUCGACGCCUGGAAGUUCGUGCAGUGCGUCAAGAACGACGGCGCCGCCGAGCCGCCGACGGCGAAGCCGUCCGCGGCGCCGUCGGCCAAGCCGUCCGCGGCGCCGUCGGCCAAGCCGUCCGCGGCGCCCACGGCCAAGCCCACGGCCAAGCCUACGCAUGCGCCGACGAAUCGGCCCACCGAGCGGCCUACCGAAAAGCCCACGGCCAAGCCUACGCCUGCGCCGACCGAUCGGCCCACCGCCAAGCCUUCCGAGGCGCCUACCGCCAAGCCUUCAGAGGCGCCUACCGCAAAGCCCUCCGAGGCGCCCACGGACAAGCCCUCGCCGAAGCCCAGCUUCUCGCCUUCGCCGAAGCCGUCCUCGGAACCCACCGUGCCCCAGGUCGAGGACCCUCUCGUCCCCACCGCGAAGCCCUCGACGGAGGAAGAUCUCGUCCCCACCGCGAAGCCCUCGACGGCCGCCCGCACGCCCCGGCCCACGCAAGACGUCGACGACGACCAGGGCUGGUACGCCGACGACGACGACGACGCGUACUCGUACUCGUAUACCCCCGACGACGACUUGAAAGACGACUGGCGCCCUGAAGACGAUUACGGCUACGAGUGGGACGAUGACUGGUGGAAGUGGGACGACGACGACGGUCACUCUUACUACGGCGACGACGACGACUGGCACGAGGAUGAUCACACACCCUAUUACUACUCCGAGCCGUACUACUACGAUCACUACUACUACUACGAGCCGUAUUACUACGGGGACGACGACCACGGCGACGAGGGCGGCUGCUGCAUCCCGAACGAGGAUGCCAUGGAGCGGGGCUGGUACGACGACGAGCUCUUCUCAGAGUGCCCCGAGCACAAGACGUAUAAGUCCUGCGAGCCCGAGCGCGGGCCUACCCGUGCUUGCGAGUGGGUCGAGAACUGCGGCGACGACGACUGGGGCUGGCACGACGACGACGACGACGACGCGUAUUCCUACAGUUACACCCCCGACGACGACCUCGAUGACACCUGGCGCCCGGACGACGAUUGGUCCUACGAGUGGGACGACGACUGGUGGAAGUGGGACGACGAGACCUGGGACGACGACUGGUGGAAGUGGGACGACGAGACCGGCGACGAUGACUGGUGGAAGUGGGACGACGAGACCGGCGACGACUGGCACGAGGACGACCACACGCCGUAUUACGGAGACGGCGACGACCACGCGUACUACGGCCACUACUACUACAACCACUACAGGCCGCCGUACUACUAUAAGGACGCGUCGUGCGCGGCGUUGAUCACGUGGUCGGAGUGCAAGGCCAUGGAACCCUCCUGCAAGUGGAAGCACUCCUCGAAAGAGUGCGUCGUCGCGCGCGCCAAGGACGGGAAGCCCGGCAAGAAGCCCGACAAGGGCAAGCGGCCCGACAAGGGCAAGCGGCCCGACAAGGGCAAGCGGCCCGACAAGGGCAAGCGGCCCGACAAGGGCAAGAAGUCCGAAGGACGCGCCGAAGCAGAAGCCGAACGCGACCGCAAGCCUUGCCCCAAAGGGAAGCCCGGUCGCGACUGCCGCCGCGCGAAAAAACGCAACCGACUGAACCGCGAGUUCCUCAUCAAAAAGCACGCCAAGGACAAAGAGCCCAUCCAGCAGGGCAAGAAGUCCGAAGCCGAGCAGAAGCCGGAAAGCGACCGCAAAAAGUGCCCCCCCGGGAAGCCCGGUCGCGACUGCCGUCGCGCGAAGAAGCGCAACCGACUGAACCGCGACUACCUCAUCAAAAAGCACGCCAAGGACAAGACGCCCAACGAGGGCACGAAGUCCGAAGGACGCGCCGAGCAGACCGACCGCAAAAAGUGCCCCUCCGGGAAGCCCGGUCGCGACUGCCGUCGCGCGAAGAAGCGCAACAAGCUGAACCGCGACUACCUCAUCAAAAAGCACGCCAAGGACAAGACGCCCAACCAGGGCACGAAGUCCGAAGGACGCGCCGAGCAGACCGACCGCAAAAAGUGCCCCUCCGGGAAGCCCGGUCGCGACUGCCGCCGCGCGAAGAAGCGCAACAAGCUCAACCGCGACUUCCUCAUCAAAAAGCACAGCAAGGGCGAGAACUAAAGCCCGACAUCAAACGCCGCCACGCGCGCGCGAAGCAACGCCACGCCGCCGCCCGGUCCCCCAUGAGCGCGACCCGCCGCGAAAGCACAGCCGCCGACUCCCUCGGCCGCUCAAACCAUUUUACGACCACGACCACGACCUGCCUGCAUAAAUUACCCCGAAAA
This is a messenger RNA of Aureococcus anophagefferens, 6136 nucleotides long. RefSeq lists its product as hypothetical. The record is from RefSeq and is a predicted model, not a curated record. Lineage: Eukaryota; Pelagophyceae; Pelagomonadales; Pelagomonadaceae. Bases 96 to 5972 code for a protein of 1958 amino acids. Gene Ontology annotation, molecular function: serine-type endopeptidase activity. The transcript has 6 exons. Gene Ontology annotation, biological process: proteolysis.